CUGUUGCGUGCCGAGCAUCACUCGAAGAAAUCUUCAACAUAGUUCUUCGGAAUAGUGUGUUCAAAGAUUGUGGUACUCCGACUAUAUCCUGGAAAUCCAAGGGAUAUAUUCGCGUGUAGGAUGUUCGCCACCGGCGGACUUUGACAGCCGGGAAUCAGAGCUCGAUGGACCAGAGCGUAAUCGUGCCGUCGAUGCCCCGUGACCCUGGCAUCGAUAACAUGCGGUUGACCAUGAAGAACGAGUCCGACGCCAGCAACCUGCACCAGCAACAGGAGCAGACGGUUGUCGUGCAUCCAAACUCUUCGACCGCACGAUCGAUAUUGCCGAUGAGCGCAGGUAGUCUGCCCCAGGAGACAAGCUUAGAACCGCUCAUGUGCAAUCCGACGAGUAGCGAGAUGCAGGCGAGGAAACCUGGCUCGCGACGCCAGGAAAAACCGCCGUAUUCCUACAUCGCGCUGAUUGUGAUGGCGAUCCAGUCGAGUCCAGGCAAGAGGCUGACCCUCUCGGAGAUUUAUUCAUUUUUGCAGCAGCGUUUUCCUUUUUUCCGUGGCACUUAUCAGGGCUGGAAGAAUUCGGUGCGCCACAAUCUCAGUCUGAACGAAUGCUUCAUCAAGCUGCCCAAGGGUUUGGGACGACCCGGCAAAGGUCACUAUUGGACCAUCGAUCCUUCCACUGAGUACAUGUUCGAGGAGGGCAGUUUUCGGCGGCGACCACGCGGCUUUCGACGCAAGUGUCAAGCGAUGAAGCCGCAAUAUCCGCAAUAUUAUUCGAGCGCCGCACCCGGAGUCGGCGUGCAGACGCCUGGUCCCUACGAAAAUCUAGCCGCCGGACCUGGUGGCAUCGAAUACGCGAACGGCUACCAGAAUCAGUAUCAAAAUUACCAGGAGUACGCCAUGUACGCGCCGAGUGCGGCGGUGUCCGCCGAUUGGGCAUAUCCGGAGAGUUCAGCGACGUACAAGUCUGGGCCGUCGAUAGCCGAGGUGACUUACAAGACCACCGAAGUCACGUAUAAGACCGGCGGCGAGCCAGCGCCGGUCUACAGGAACGGUGAGUUAGUGACGUUCAAGAGCGAGCCUGGAUCUUUCGGUGCUCGUGGCCAGGAUCAGCUGACGGCGUACAGGCCAUCGACCGACGGAUUCUCAACGAUGAAGGAUCAUCAUCCGCAACAUCACGCCGACUACAAGGACGAGGCCAUGAUGGGUUACAAGUGUGCUAACUCGACACCUACCACUCAAGCGCCUGGACAAGAUUAUUAUGUCGGUUAUGGCCUCGCGGGGGUCAACAAUGCUGUCGGCCACGGCGUUAAUAUCACCAUGCAAUCUAUGCAGGAGCAGCCGGGUAACAGCAGCCCUGUGACCAACGUCAGUUCGCCACACAGUGGGUGUCCGACUCCUGCCGCGGAUCACGGAAUAAAAAUGCAGUGCACCAAUUCCAACUCCAGUUCGAACAGUUCUGGCGGCGGCAUCAUUGACCGGAAACCAUCCUAUUUCGCGCAUCCGGGAAGUUCGGUGACCUUGAGCUCUCUAAGUUCACUAGGUUCGUUAAAUCUGAGCAACAUCGGCGGCCUAAGCAUAUCCAAUAUACCUGGCACAGUUUCUACGAAUAUUCAUCACGCGUCGACAUCUCCACCUACGACGAUGUACUACGAUCAGAUCAAAUACAGUAUGUGAAGACAUUUUUUUCCGAAGAAAAGAGACAAGUCAUUAAAUCCGUUAAAUUAUUAUUGAUCACCAUUACGAUUGAGCGUGAGGUUUGCUUUGUUCGCUAAAAUUUACUGAAGAUGGCCCUAAAUGAGACCGAAA
This is a messenger RNA of Mycetomoellerius zeteki, 1802 nucleotides long. Its product is annotated as forkhead box protein biniou. Bases 165 to 1670 code for a protein of 501 amino acids. The record is from RefSeq and is a predicted model, not a curated record. Gene Ontology annotation, cellular component: nucleus. The transcript has 2 exons. Gene Ontology annotation, molecular function: RNA polymerase II cis-regulatory region sequence-specific DNA binding; DNA-binding transcription factor activity, RNA polymerase II-specific. Gene Ontology annotation, biological process: regulation of transcription by RNA polymerase II; animal organ morphogenesis. NCBI's taxonomy places the organism in Eukaryota, Metazoa, Arthropoda, Insecta, Hymenoptera, Formicidae.